AUGGAGGUCCAACAAAAGUCAAAAAGCAUCCAGAUGGAGCCAAUAUGCUACCCUGAGAUGAUAGUAAAAGAUUGCCUGGACUACACCUGUGCUGCCAUUGCUGAGUUGGACACCUACUUGCCAUACUCUGAAGUUGAAGGGAGUGGAGCUGCCAGUUACAGGGAAAUCCAGGAGAUCCACAGAUAUGUAGACUGCCUCUUGCAUAACUUAACCACCGUUGGGGAGUUGGGACCAUGGAGCUUGGGGGCAAUUUUCAGACUACAUCCCAACUACAUCUACCAUCCGUCCUACCUGCCUACUACCGCUGGUCUCCUGCCAAUGACACACUCUCCCAUCAACCAUGCUGCUGCACUGGCAUCUGCAGGCCAGCAGGCAUACUUUGACUAUGCCACUGCUGCAGCCACGUACCCAGGAAGCUACCAGGCAGCUGCUGCAACCAGCAUUGAGCCGUAUGCUGCAGCUGUGUCUGCAGCCUCAGCGAUGUCUCAGUAUGCAGCUGCCAUGCCUGGUUAUUCUUGGUCGUUACCACCUGCAGCUUCUGCUGCAGCUGCAGCAGCUGCAGGAACCAUCCCUCUCUCACAUUACCAGCCUGCCCAGCCCCAACUGCAAGAGGCUCGAAUGCAGUAGAGUUGCUCAAUGACUCCAUGAUGAGAAGCAGCUGGAGAUUUACUAGUGCUGGCACUAACCAGUAUGAGCCUCCAUGAGUGCCAGGUCAACCUCUACUGCCUGACUACUCACCCUUAUCCAAAAUAUCAUCCCAUCCUGGAGUUAUCUGUAAUAAAUGUUCCAUUAGAGUUGGAGCCUCUUUCCUUUGAUGGCUUCUACUCUAAUGGAACCUGCACUAAGGCAGUUGGGCUCCUCUCCAGGCCGCUGCCACCCUGGUUGUGAACACUUGAUGAGCCGCUCACACCCACAUCAGUCAUGCAUCAGCCAGCCAGGGUGGGUGUGGGCGUGGAUUGAGCUACAUGUGCAAUGCUGACGAUGCUCAUAUUUCUAUAAAUUGGUGUUUUGUCAUGACAUAACUUGGGAUCAUUGUCAUGGUCUUGCUACUGUAAACAUAAUUAUUCAAAAGAGCAUACGUUUAUACUGUUGUACGAGAUAGUUGAAAGUGAGGAUCAUACAGCUAUGUAAGAUAUACAGCAGUACAGUUACAGUGCUUGAAACCUUUUAAAAAAUUGCAUAAUAAGUUUAUACAUGUAUCACAUUUUAUCUUCAAGAUAUAUUUUAAAAAAUAUAAGAGACCAACAAUUAUUCUAUGAUGACUCACCUAAGGCUAUCAUAACCCAGUUCUCGUCCAUAGUCUACUGAGGGUUUCCCAUAUCAGGUCUUGAGUGGCAUUCUUCACUUUUUUUUAAUUUAUAGACUUAAAAGCUAAACUAUGUUAUUGUUUCUUAUGCUGUCUCCCUCAGUUGCAUAUUAGUGAUAUUAUAAACCAUGUGGUUUGUAUUUUAAACUUUAUGAGAUUCAGUUUUAUAAUCUGAGACUCUGGGUUUUUCUAAAGAUAGUGAUAGAAUUUUUUAAUAUUUUCCUCAUUAUAUAAUUAUAAUUUUAAGAAUAUAUUGUUAAAUACUAGUUAUUAAUAAUUUGUACUCAGCAAAACUUGUUCUCUUGCUACAAUGCCAUAUAUUAUUAAUUAUAGAAGCAAAUAUUAGAAGUUUUUCAUGUGCCUGUUUGAAAUGUGGGGGUCAUCAUGUAUGUAAUUCCUCAGAGAACUUAUAAGUGCAAGUAUAUCUUCAUAGUGAGGAUGUCCACAUUACACUCAGUGCCUCAUAGUUUUUAAGCUAUAUAUAGAUGAGCCAGUUAGGAUGUUAGUUUAUAGGCAAUAAUAUUAUUAAUAAGUUACAGUGGGUGGAACUUUGCUGGCUAUGCACUGGCCAGUUUCAUCAAACACUGUCAGGAUUAAGUUUGUAUAAUAUUUAUAUAUAGGGCAUUUUCUUAACAUUUCAAUUUAACUGAGAUGUAUAGAAAACAUGUCAAGCUUCCCCAAAUUGGGAUAACAUUCUGCAACAUCUAGUCAGAAUCUCUGCAUUAAUAUCAUAUCUGUGCCAUAUAUUGCCUAAUUUGUCUUACCUAAGAAAACACGUGUUAAUUAAAUUGUUAACUGACGAGUACCUUCCAUAAAAUAUAAAGUAACUAAAGUCAUCAAUCUUAAAACCUAACCUUUGACUUGUUACUUAAGUAUGUGUUCACUGUGAAUUGGUAUUUCAACUAAUUUCUUAUUUCAAUCAGGUAUCCCUUGGAAUAAUUUCAGAUCUAGAAAUGUUCACUUUUAAAUUCUAAAUAAAAAUAUUCUUAUCAAAUGAGACAGCAUUUGAGAUAGACACAUUUAUUUAAUAUGAAAUGACUUUACUGAGUAUAGUCAUUUGACAGUGUGUUAAUAUAAAUCUAAAAGUUAUCAAGAUUCACAUAAUAUCAUGCAGCACAGCUUAGAAAUAAUUAGAUGAAAUGGUUUACUGUAUAGUUAUUAGGUUAAAAUAUCUCUUGCAUUAUUAAGAUAACAUUGAAAUAUAUAAAGUCAAAGUACUCUGUGUUAAGUCAUGGGAACAUUUAAAAAGGUAGCCAUAAUUGGCAGAAAAACAACAGUAUUUUAGGUAGGUUAGAAAACUUAAAAUACUAUUAUAUAAGUAAAAUUUCUAUUGAAUUACUCCUGUAAAACCUUUUGGUUUGUAUAAUACUGGUACUUAACAUGAAACAGCAGAAGGUUGAUUAUCUGCAUCAUCAUCAUGGCUGGCUACCUGAUGAUUCAUCUAGUCAGAAAAAAUGCUUAUACAAAUGUAUAAAGCACAGUCCACGUUGCCUUAUGAGUGCCUUUAAUGGAUACAUGUUAUGCAGCUUCUAAGCCAGUGUGUUAUAAUGAGAUGAAUUUCUUGAUAUUUGAAGGAAAAAAAUCUUGUUGUAUGUACUCAGAACUCUUUGAGUGACAUUCUGUAAUAAUCUUUUGUACAGUAGAACUUGAGAUUUCAGUCAUUAGUCUACAGGUAAAUUAAUGUGUGGUGGAUGGAAAGUGAAUUUUAUACAUAUGCGUUUGGAAUUAUAAUACUGUAUAUUAGGUUCAGAAAUGUCUAACACUUUAUGCAGUGUUAAUGACUAUUGAUGAAAUGACUGUAUUUGAUACUGCCUGUAUUUACAGUUGUAGUGCUUUAUGGAUGCUGAGAUGUUCAUUUUAUUUUUGAGUUUGAAGCAUGUUGUUUUAAGACAUACAAUAUACAGAUGGGUAAUUAUGAUGAAAAGACUAUGGCAGAACGGAGACCUCUAUGACAACAUUUUGCUUGGAGCCAAGUUCAGUCUCCAGGCAAAACAUUAUUCAGUGAAGGUUAACUUUCUGAUAUAAUGCCAUUUUUAUCAGCUCAUUAGUUUUUACAACUUCUCUCUUGGUAAUUAUGUUGAAUAUAAAUUAAUUGUAUGUCACAGGUAUUAUUAAUUUGAGACAGUUUUCAUUAAAACAUCAGUUUGAAGGUAAUGAAUGAUUAAAACAAAAACUAUGCUACCAAUAUGUAUAAAGGAAUAAAGCUCAGAACUUAAUUUUUACAACACAUGAAGUUUUAAGUUUAAGAUCCAAGUGUUAUCAGUGAGUAUUCUCUUGAUACAUACUAAAAAAAGUUUCAGUUCAGGCUUACAAAGGUGAUGUAAUGGUAGCAGUCUCAGUAUUUUUAUACAGUCUUCUUCUAUGGAGUGAGUUGGAAAUUUGAAGUAUGAUAUUAAUGAGAAUUUAUGUCAGCUUAUCUAGAGCAGCAUGAUGAUAAUUAAUUGAGCUUAUAAAGUCUAUGUAUAUGAAGAAAAAGCUUAGUUUUAUAUCAUUUGGCUCUAACUGCCCACUGAGCCUGUUAAUUUUUUUUUUGCACCAUUUACACUGGUGUGCCACUUACUGGCAUGCAACACCCGCAACUCUGUGCUAGCUAUACUUCUUAAAUAUAUUCCUCAAUUUUUAUUUGACGUCUCUCGUAUUCUUUUAUGCCUGUAUGUACUUUCUUCCAAGAUUCAGUAUAUUGUGACAGUCCUUUAAUUUUACUUACAUAGUAUUUCUUCUGUUAGAAGCAGUCGGUAACUGUUGUUUAUUUUGAGUACAGGGCAUUUCCUCAGGCAGUAGAGUGAGAGUGACACAGUUUUUAUGAUGCUUCAUUACUGUGCUUCUUGUAUAUUUAUAUGCAUUCAUAGAGUACCAAAUAUUUUUAAAUGUAUAUAUGAAUGAAGAUUCAUUUUUUCUAGUUUAUUUUAAUAACCAAAUAAAUCUCUUUGUCAUUCCACUACCUGUUGAAAUGUCUGAAACUAUGCCAAGAAGUUUUUUUUUUUUUUUUUUUUUUUUGGCAAAUUGAAUACCUGCUCUAACAUCAACAUUUAAAAGUAUAGAGAAAGUCAGUAAAAAUUUGUUUGGAUGUUAAUGCAUGAUGCUUAUGACUGAAUGUAGAAAGAGUACUUACUGUAAAUAUAUAUAAAUAUAUAUAUAUAUAACAAGGACCAUGAAUUAUCAUGAGUGCAGAACUGAAUCUUAAGUAUAACUUUUAGUGCCUUUUGAAAAUAAAGCAUAAUGCUUAAAAUGUUGUUAUAUGACCUAGAAAUUGAUUGCAAUAUUGAAUAUGUGUAGUGAUGCCUUGAAAUUUGCACAGAUUUGGCAUUUAUUGGUAAUGUCUAUUUUAGAGAUUAUUAGACAAUAUUUGUAAAAUGUUUAAGUAAAAAAUGGAGCAGUCACUAAAGCUCAUAAAUUAACUAGAUAUUUAGUGACAAAUAAAGUAUGCGAAAUGAAGUAAUUAUGUACUUUUAUUGCUGUUAUUAAUUGUUAGACAAUCACCAGUAGUGCAAAAUUAUAUCAUACAAGCCAUUGUUUCAUUUUGAUUUUGUAUGUACGUACUUUAUUUAUAUACAAGAGACUCUUGAUUAAGAAAUUAAAUAUCACAUAGAGCUAUA
This is a messenger RNA of Cherax quadricarinatus, 4902 nucleotides long. The record is from RefSeq and is a predicted model, not a curated record. Lineage: Eukaryota; Metazoa; Arthropoda; Malacostraca; Decapoda; Parastacidae.